Eublepharis macularius is the source of this 1699-nucleotide messenger RNA. It is a transcript of the gene CLK1, whose product is annotated as CDC like kinase 1. NCBI's taxonomy places the organism in Eukaryota, Metazoa, Chordata, Lepidosauria, Squamata, Eublepharidae. The record is from RefSeq and is a predicted model, not a curated record. Gene Ontology annotation, cellular component: nucleus. The coding region runs from base 112 to 1569 and encodes 485 amino acids. Gene Ontology annotation, biological process: protein phosphorylation; regulation of RNA splicing. Gene Ontology annotation, molecular function: protein tyrosine kinase activity; ATP binding. The transcript has 13 exons.
UCGGCUCUGGGCGGGCGCCAUUUUGUCUCUUCCCUCGCGUCGGCGGUUGAGGGAGGUUGAGGCAGCCGCGAGAGUCGCCCUGCGAAGCGGGAACCCACCUCGGGCGGAGCAAUGCGGUAUUCGAAACAAAUUACCUAUCCCGACUGGGAUGAAGAACACUGUCGGAAUCACAAAACAGACAGUAGGCACCAUCGGAGAAAACGUCAGUCCCACAGUAGUGCACAUGAGAGCAAGCGCCGCAAAUAUAAUCACACCCAAACUUACAACAGUCUUUAUUCAGAUGCCAUUUCCUUCCAUGAAAAUGAACAAGAUCAUCACGAACGGCGCUAUGUUGAAGAAUACAGAGUCAACUGCAGUCAGCUGUCUGAAACAAGGCAUCCUUGCAGAGACCAUGAGAAUGGCUGUUACAACAACAGUAGCAAAUCAUCUGGUCACAGUGUCCAAAGCAGUUACAAAAGAAAACACAAGACCCAUCAUAGCAAAUCAGAUCAUAAUUCACACACGAGGAGUCACCGAAGGAAAAGAUCGAGGAGUGUAGAGGAUGAUGAGGAGGGUCACCUGAUCUGUCAGAGUGGAGACGUACUAAGUGCAAGAUAUGAAAUCGUCACUACUCUGGGUGAAGGUGCUUUUGGAAAAGUUGUUGAGUGCAUAGAUCAGAAAAUGGGAGGUAGACGAGUAGCAGUAAAAAUAGUAAAAAAUGUUGAUAGGUACUCUGAAGCCGCUCGUUCAGAAGUACAAGUGCUGGAACACUUGAAAGCAUCAGAUCCGUACAGUAAAUUCCGCUGUGUCCAGAUGUUGGAAUGGUUUGAACAUCAUGGCCACGUCUGCAUUGUUUUUGAACUGCUGGGACUUAGCACUUACGACUUCAUUAAAGAGAAUGGCUUUCUGCCCUUCAGUAUUGACCACAUUAGACAGAUGGCCUAUCAGAUUUGCAGAUCUGUAAACUUUUUACAUUCCAACAAACUUACUCACACGGAUCUGAAACCUGAGAACAUACUGUUUGUGAAGUCUGACUAUACAGAACGGUAUAAUCAUAAACUGAAACGUGAUGAGCGCACACCAAAAAAUCCAGACAUCAAAGUUGUGGAUUUUGGAAGUGCAACUUAUGACGACGAACAUCAUAGUACUCUUGUGUCUACGAGGCACUACAGAGCUCCUGAAGUAAUUUUGGCUUUGGGAUGGUCCCAGCCAUGUGACGUGUGGAGUAUUGGUUGCAUUCUCAUUGAAUAUUACCUUGGAUUCACAAUAUUUCCGACACAUGACAGUAAGGAACAUCUGGCAAUGAUGGAGAAGAUACUGGGACCAUUACCAAUUCACAUGAUUCAGAAAACUAGGAAACGCAGGUACUUCCACCAGGACCAGUUGGAUUGGGAUGAGCACAGCUCUGCAGGCAGAUACGUUUCGAGGCGCUGCAAACCCCUGAAGGAAUUCAUGCAGUGCCAUGAUUCCGAUCACGAACACCUGUUUGAUCUCAUACAAAGGAUGUUGAAGUACGAUCCUGCUGAUCGGAUCACCCUUUCAGAAGCUCUGAAGCAUCCUUUCUUUUCCUCGUUAAGAGAUGUAAAAUAGAGUUCUGCAGAAGUUGUUAAAGACUGUCGGUCAUUGCAAAUAUGAUUUAAAUAUAUUUUGUACAUUAGCUGUAAAUGUGUUUUGUAUUGUUUUGUUUGAACCCAUCUUGAAAUAAAAACAGUUUAACAUA